This is a messenger RNA of Schistosoma margrebowiei, 852 nucleotides long. The record is from the annotation of a GenBank genome assembly. Lineage: Eukaryota; Metazoa; Platyhelminthes; Trematoda; Strigeidida; Schistosomatidae.
GCAUAACGUGAUAUCAUAAGUCUAUAUAGAUAGAUAUAUUAACAUAGAAGAAUUAUUCAUAAAGUGUAGUGCAUUUUUCUAUUAAUCUUUCUAUCAAACACUUAAUUGUUUCAUUCAUUUCUUUUAUUCAUCAUUAAACUAUUUGUUUAUUAUUUAAUCAUUAUAAAAGAAAUUCUUUUAAAAAAAAGAAAAGAAAAGAAAGCGAGAAAAAAGAGAGAAAAAACAAAAAAAACACAAUCAUUGUAAGAAUAUUUAUACUGUAUGUAUAUACAUAUAUAUAUACAGAGUUUAUGCAUAAAUAUGAAACAAAUCAUUGAAAUUAUUACUUUUCUGAUUUUAUGUUCAAUGGUUGAAUAUAUACCAGUUGGUCAAAGUGUUUCAUUAAAACAGUUUGAUCCAGAUAAUGAAGCACUUAUUAAUGAAUAUUUUUCAUCAGAAAAAGUCGAUGAAGCUGCUGAACAUUGUUUACGUUUAAUUGGUAGUAAAACAAUUGUAUCACAUAAUAAUCAUAAUUAUAAUAAUGAUGAAAAUGAUUUAAGUUAUACAACACGUAAAUUAAAAUGGAGACAUUGUAUUCUCAAAGAAUUAGAUCGUAUUAAUCGUGGUUUAUUUUCAUGGAAUAUUGGUUCAUUAUUUAAUUAUAAUAAAGAUAUGAAUACGAUAGAAUAAAUUCAAUAAAUAGAUUAUCAUUAAACAAAUUGAAACAUCAAAACAAAAAAUGAAACCAUAGAAACAAAAAUACUUUAAAAGAGACUAUAUUCCUUUUUUCAACCUCAAUUACAAUAAUAAUAAUAAUCAUAAUAAAUAAAUGAAGAUACUACUUGUAAAAUUGUAAUGAAUUUUAUACCUGAU